UUUCAUGAUUCAUUUCGAUUCAAUCGCUUGAUCGGUUUGCAAUUCUCUUUGAGUUUCUUUUUUGUUUCCUUACUUAUUUACACCUUUUACCUUUUAAUUUAUUUAUUUUUCAUUGAUAUUGUGAUAUUUCCGGCUACAAAAUCAGUGUGAAAAAUCUCUCUUCGGGUGAUAAAGAAAAUUUAACGAAAAGAGAAACCUUUAGAAAAAAUUCCAUUUUAUUGGCGAGUGUUUUGGACACUUUUAUUUGGUUGUCAUAGUGAUAUGCUUUUACAUUUGAAAGCAUACUGCAAACACGGAUCCUUUUAAAAAUACGUGUGUAAACAAAACAGGAAAAAGAAGAAAAAUUAUCUACGUUCUCUCUAUUCGAGCUAUAACCCCUUAGUGUCUCUUGUGUCAUCGUUGCGUGUAACCAAAAUAAGCAAACGGCUAAGGUUUGAAAACUUUUACGUUGGAAACGAAGGAAAAAAACACAAACAAGGCAACUCAUUAAGGAUUUAAUCAAAUUCCACUUAAUUGGUUUAGAGAACUUCAAUCCUUUGUCUAUCGUAAUAAACUUAUUGCAUCUAAAAUGAGUUCUCAAGGUAGCAGACUCGAGCAAAUCCAGAUGCGCUAUCAACAAAAGCAGAUGAGUGGCAAUGACCAAAAGAAAAGUGAUACGUUUAGCGAAACACAAAAAUUGCUGACGUCAAGUUUGGGUGCGGGAAAAGUCCGAGCAAUGUUUGACGAGCGUCGCCAUCGAAUAAACGCUGGAAUUGAUAAAAGUUAUCUAUUGGAUCCCAUAACAGUUGAAUCAAAAUCGACAGCAACGAAAGGUGUCAUAGCUCCUGCAAAAUCCGUUCGUCUUGAUCAUAAAAUGUCAAACUACUCCAAAGUAAUCGUACCACCAUUGCAAAAUCGAUAUAAAAGCCCAGAUGUUACUAGCAAUAACAAUACGAGUGCUACACGGGAUGAGCAAUUAGAUAAAUCACGUAAUUUAAAAAAGGUUUCUGCAAUAGCAAAGCCUAAUUCAAGAGUUGGGAGUUCCAGUAAAGUUGCACCAGUUAAUUCCACACCUUCAGCAUUAAAGAAUUUAACAAAUCAAAGAAGUCCAACAAGAUCAACUAAAAGCGGAAGUAGCAUAGUCGGAUCUGGAAACACCGCUCGUGCUAGUCCAAAAGCAACAAUGGGAGUUUCUAGUCGUAGCGUAACCCCAAAACAGAGAACAUCAGCAUUGUCUUUGAAAAAUGAGAAUUCACCUCGAAAUAGCUUCGAUGAUGAUGAUGACGACGAUGAUGCACCAGUUCCAGAGGGUCUUGUUAAAUGCGGAAUAUGCAAAAGAAACUUUGCUGAAGAUCGCAUUGAAAAGCAUCAAGUGAUUUGCCAAAAAACUAAAACCAAAAAGCGAAAAAUAUUUGAUGCAUCAAAAAAAAGAGUUCAGGGAACUGAAGCUGAAAGUUAUUUGAGAAAACCUACUCAUGUUCAACGUUCAAAUAAAGUGACAACGCCAACAUCUGCAUCUUCAAAAGCUAGUAAUUGGCGAUCAAAGCAUGAAGAUUUUAUUAAGACUAUUCGUGCAGCUAAAGAAAUGAAAGCUUUUUUGGCAAAAGGAGGAAAGCUCUCUGAUUUACCACCACCACCCCCCAGUGAAAAUCCUGAUUAUGUUCAGUGUCCACACUGCUCUCGACGAUUUAAUGAAGCAGCUGCUAAUCGUCACAUUCCAAUUUGUCAAAAUAUGCAACAUAAUAAACCGAAGCCAAAACCAAGUGCUGGAAAACUGACGAACUCUACCAAACGUCGCUAAUUGCUAUAUCUUUGAUAAGAUUCAUGUUGACAAUUUAAAUUUGCCGCAGUUUAUAUUAUUAUCACUGUUUGAGAAGAAUUUACUGUGUUGUGCAAAAAUCUACUUUCAUAUGUAAUUUAAAGUGAAAUUUCUGAAUAAAAGUAAAAACAUUUUUAUCAUUUAAACAACGUAACCAAAUUAAAAUAGGAAUAUUUGUGAUCAUUCUUUGAAAUGUAUGUAAUAAUUUAUUAAUUUGAUAAAAUAAAAUUUUUAAAGGAACAUUAAAAAGCUAUA
Clunio marinus is the source of this 2053-nucleotide messenger RNA. The record is from the annotation of a GenBank genome assembly. Lineage: Eukaryota; Metazoa; Arthropoda; Insecta; Diptera; Chironomidae.